Schistosoma margrebowiei is the source of this 13225-nucleotide messenger RNA. The record is from the annotation of a GenBank genome assembly. Lineage: Eukaryota; Metazoa; Platyhelminthes; Trematoda; Strigeidida; Schistosomatidae.
GUUAUUGUUUCACCAAUUAUGAAGUUAUGCUUCGACUGGUGGAUUAUGCUGUGGUUGUUGGAUAUGAUUUCGAAAAGUCAGGUAUGUUUCCAACCGAGGUGUUCCAUUUAAAAAAGGAUGUAGAACUCGACAACUUCUUCGGGUUCAAACUGUGGACACUUUUCUACAUGUUUUAUGAAACAUUAGUGAGUGGUUAUUUCUGUAUGAUGCUGAAGUACUUCAAUUCCACCCACUUGUUGUAUGAUGAUGGAUUCCUUGAGGCGCACUAUCUCAUUUAAUAUAUAGAGGUUCCAUGAAUUAGUUGCUGUAAUGAUGCACUACACAGUGAAAGUAUUAUCACCUAUGUUUAUUCGACGUGUCUCAAACCGCUUACCAAUAUUUAUCUCAUUAGUACAUUCGUAGCUCGCAAGUAUCAGCUAUAGGGCACUAUGUCGGUUAAAUGCAUUAAUCUUGGUCAUUACGAUCAGCCAAAAGCAAAUUAUCGUGUAAUGGGUUUAACUAUCAUGACUCACGACCCUAGCUCUAGUUAAAUUUGUAGUCUUCGUUUUCCCACGUCACUUAAAUGAACCGGACAUACUAGGUAAUCGCAAAAUUUUUUAAAGGCUUUCCAGUAAAACACUCAUAGGUGAGCUGUAAUGGACAUUUCACUCAUUCUGUAUCUUACUCCAGUAUUCUACCAUGGGUUCAUAUUUUUGCUUCAGGGUAUGUAGAUCUUCUUAGUAACCAAAACCUAAGAAAGGAUGUCCUACUGUUAAGUGCAUUAAAAAAACAGCCAACACGUCGCACACAUCCAUCUUCGGAUUCAGAAAUGUAAGUUGAAUUUUAAGUGCCGCACUGACUCCCACCGCAAGUAAUCAAAGAAGCAAAAGUAUGGAGUAGAUUACGAUAUAAGUCGUCCGACUGUAAAGUAAGGGUUUGGAGUUAGUGCAGUCUUCUUGGCUGAGGCUGGUACAAUACCUGUGAUCGAUGGUUGAUGACGGUCAACAGCAUGAGAUCGGUGUAAAUGACAUCGUCUCAUUCAUUCUGUAUCUUUUAAUUUAUGUGUUAAGUGUUAUAUCUAAGUUUCCAUUCUUCGAUCGUGUUCGGUUCUUCAGAACUGCAUUUUCCACGACUAGGUUUUUAUUGCUGUUGGAGUUAUUUCCUCUAACUCGCUUUCCAUCUGGUGUUAGGUGUGUCUACUGAAACCAGUACACAUGCAAGGUUCUACACUGAUGAUUACCGAUUGACUGACUGCAUUUGCCGAUCACGUCACUUUUUCCGCCCCGGACGAAUAAAUUCUUUAAACCUAGUAGUCAUAACCACUGGUAUUCGUGGGACCAACUUAAAGAAUGGCAAACAACUAUGAUGGGAAACCAUGAGAGUAAGCAGACAUUGCUAUGAAAGACGCAUGAGCACCUCAUAGAUAUCGACGACGGGAAACAAAAGGAUCAGUAACAAAGCUCAUCACCCCGAAAUGAAGAUUUAACUUAGUUCCUGUGAAAUCGGCUAAAAAUAUACAUUAACUAUGCACUUCUGUGAAACAACAGGAAAGUCUCUGACUGCUAAAGUGCAAGUAAUCUUUGAAUUCAUGGUCUAAUAUCACGUCUUUAAAAGCAGGUCUUAGAGGGAAUCAUUUACAAUCGAAUAAUCACUGGAUGCUGAUCAAGGUAAUGUAUUUCAGGUCCUUAGUGCAAACCAAAUUCUAUCAGUCGCGACCCGGAUAGCUCGGUGGUAACAUCUCUGGCUGUGAAGCUGGGUGACACGGAGUCAAACCCGUCAGGGAGCAUCAGUCCUUUCAAGAUUACAGGUAUACCUUGCUGGUGAAUGCUGAGUAGCAGAAAAUCUAAGUCCAGGGCUUCCUGUUGACUACCUCCAAUUACUGUCUUAGGGGGAAUCAUCUUGAUUUAGUUGGUUCAAAUGGCAUUUCAUUAUAAACUCCACAUUGCUUCGUUUGACUGGCGAUGUCCGAGUGAAAGGCUUUCAAUAGGUUAAAGUAAUUUAUCAAUGCAUUUUUAACGCCUGAUACUGCCAUGAAGUUUGUUGACUAACAUCCAAGUUCAGCCGUCAGGUCAAGAAAUACAAAUUUAAUCGGACAUCGGUAUGCAUGUUCCAAGACCUGACGGCUGGUAAAUACUUGAUCUGUACACCCAUGUCCAUGCCUAAAACCAGACUCCCAUUUUUCUUGGUUUCCGAUAAGGCGUUAGAUGGUCACCGAAGCUAGUAUUCCAGAUACAUCAUUGGUCGAACCAAUUCCUCUAUGGUAAUCACUAUAGAAUUCCUGUCCCCCUCUAAUUCACAAGUAUCAGUCUGACGGGAUCACAUCUGAUUUUUGGAUAAUCUGCUAUCUGAACCGAUCUAACUUAAAGCUAGGUUAUUGUCUUUAGAAACACUCAUAUAUAACUCAUCCGAACCAACUGAUUUCCCUGAUUUAAUUAGUUAUGCUCUUUUUCAACUUUUAUGAAAAAUUAAAGGCCUUAUGUUGAUCUCUUUUUCACACUAUGAAAUGUGGCUGACAACUAAAUAGUAACUUAAUGGCAGUCAAGAUGUCCUUCAACAUUUUGCUCCCAUCGUUACAUUUGAAAGUAGUCCCAUCGAUUCCAUCGUUAUCAGAGUUCCCGGAAGAGCUAAAAUAUUAACCACAACUCCUUUGGUCAGUUUAAACCAGUUGCUUAUCUUUCCCAUUCCCUUUCUGUCGUUCAUGAUGAGUUUUAGUCGAUGCUUCUCAUACUGAUUAAGUUUUCUUAAUCUUUUGGUUCAGGUUGCUGACAAACUUCAUUGUUAUUUUCAUAACCGAUUACGAGUCAUAUUAGGCUACCUCAGUAUGAACAUCCUCUUCUUGGUCGGUCAAGUUCUUAGUUGGUUUUAGGCUAGACAUGCACUAGAUAUUCUUUCUUUUAAUGAAAAUUGAAAAGGUCUUGUUCCUGUUUAUCAAGCGGCAGACAAACGCAUAUUGUCGUCUGGAUGUGGUCUAUCACCUCAGAUGUGUUCCGAUGGCAACAACAAUCUCUUACUGAUCCUUUCUAGAAGUGUAUGAUAACGAUGUUACUGAAUUCCAUAGACGUCAGUUCCCCCAAGAUUACAGAUACACCUUGCUGACGAGUGUCGGGUAACACAAAAUCUAGGCCCAGUACUUCCUACCAAUUAAUUCCAUUCACCUAACAAAACUAUAAUUUAUCUUUGUUCAUCAUUGAGUUAAUGUUAGUAAUCACCAGAUCAUAUUAAAUCGCUACGCUUAAAGUCGAUACUUGUUAUAAAUAAAUGAUAUUCUGAUUAUAUUUGCAGCAAGCACACUGUUAUCUGUCAGCUAAGGAAACCGAAGGAGCUGUUCAAGAGUCCUUCAUACUGGCUUAAUCUAUCUGCUUAAGUGUUGAAACUACCCAUCACAAUUAGAUUUAAGCGUUUAGAGUUCUGUAGGCCAGAGAGUUCCUGACAAAACAUAUCUGGUUUAGUCAAUAUGUCGUAGCGUAGGCGUUGAGAAAAAGCAACGAAGUAUAAUCUGAUUUUAUCGAGUUCUUACUGUCCAGUUUAAAAGGCAAACUCAGAAGUGAGUACCUACUGUAGUCUCAUCUGACGGUGCGGGUUUGCACUAGUUCUCCUUAUUGACUAGGUGAUAUCAAGUGGAUAAUCAUUCUAGACUCUAGUAUGUAGAUCGUGUAGACAAAAUACGUUAAUGAUAAGAGUUUCUAAAGUCUUGAAUAGCUAAGCAUAUCAUUCGAUCUGAUACUGAAUUUUAAGGUCGAUUUUUCUAAAUCCUUUUGUUUGUGGGAGGUAAUAUCUCUAAAUAUAUUGGUUAUUCACGUGAGAACUUACUGUUGUACAGCUGAGUACAGUCGGUUUUGGAGCUUACGUUUUCUGCUUUUGAGAGUCCCUAUUCGAUCAAGCUACUUGUUAUAAUGGAUCCCAACGAAUAAGUGUUCCAGCUUUUACUGUAGUUUUUAUUCUCACCCAUUUUCCAUCCUCUUCACAACGUGGUUUCUUGUUAUGUGCAUGUUUUGGUGCUGCAUUGUACCACCCAUCUUUAGGUUUACUUUUCUAAUACAGUUAUAUACUUUUUAUCGAGUUACAUCUACCUUAGCAUUUUUUCUUGACUAUAAACUCUUUAUUUUCAAUAAUUAUUCCCCUAGUUGGCGGUGAAAGUGAAGGGCAGGUCCUACAGAGAUUUCCUACAAAUUGUUGGGAUGAUUACCCAUACAAUUUCAAAAUUGAAACAUUUUGUCAGCCAUGUGGUUGGUAUCUCAGCCGAAGUAAACCACCACCAACAUUCUUUGUCGCUUAUUUGACAGAUGUUGAUGGAAAUCCUUAUUUUGCCGCAUGUCUAACUUUUCAUGAAACUGUGUCUCCUAGUCAAUUGAUAAAUUUGAAAAUCCCUCAUCACACUCCUCACAGUAGAGUUAGACCUACAGGAAAUGCAUUCGGUAGUUAUUCUCAAAAUGGACCUAUUAAUAAUGGUUCAUUUGUUGUAAAUAAAAAUAAAACUUUCUUGCCUACUACAAAUUCUGUUUCUAAUGAUGAAAAGUAUCAAAUUGAUUCUUUAGUUCAUGUAACGAACUUGAAUAGCAAUGCUAGUUCACCUGCCAACUCACCAACCGGAUUCCAAGAUCAAGUAUUGAAUUACUCUGGUUUCAAGUCAAUUUAUAAUGAUACUGAUGAUCCAAAUUUAGUACGUCCACCAGAAUUUUAUGCACCAAAAUGUUUAGUGUUCCUAGCUCGUCAUCAACAUUUUGAUGUAUUGAAAAACAAUCUCAGCUUAUUGUAUACAGUGUUUGCUGAUUCACUACAUCAGUAUUCGAUAGAACAAAUGAUCGCAACUUUAUUGGGUGGCAUAGAAGUUCCACCAACUGGUGGUCCACGAAUUACAUUCAGUUUAGGGGUUGGUGAUCGACAGACAAUUCAACCUGCUCAUUGUAGUACUAUACCUGUGACACGGAAUUGUGUAGCUUUACUAUUUAAACAUUUAGGCAUACAUAAUGUGAUUUUAUUAUUCACUGCAAUUUUAAGUGAUCAAAAAGUACUGGUUUGUUCACGUAGUGUAAAUCGGUUAACGGAAGCAUGUCAUGCAUUAACUUCUAUACUAUAUCCUUUAAAAUAUAGUCAUACAUACGUUCCUAUACUUCCUAAAUCAUUGAUUGAAUUUGUCAAUGCUCCAACUCCAUUUCUUUAUGGCAUUCAUUCAGGAUAUCAGCAUUUACUAUCUGAUAUGGUUGAUGUUUUUGUUGCGGAUCUUGAUGGAGGAAGUGUUGUGUGCCCGGAAAAUAUUCCUAUCCCUCAACUGCCUGAUCCAUAUUUUACUGAAGUUGUGGAAAAUUUAUUCCAGAUUUUAAGUCCAGAAUUAAUGACAGCUGAUUAUAUCUAUCCACUUGUUACAUCUAAUCAAUCAGGUGAUUUAAUUUCAUUGGAUAAACGAUUACGAGCUGUAUUCCUUCGUUUAUUUACAUCUUUAUUUGCUGGUUAUCGGUCGUGUUUAACAAUUACACGUAUUCAUCCUAAACCAGUGAUACAUUUCAAUCGAACAUUAUAUUUACUUCUACGUGGAAAUAGUGCACAUAAUGAAUUCUACGAUCGUUUAUUAUCUAGUAUGCGUUUUCAUCAAUUCAUAUUAGAACGUGGUCCACCAUUUCGUGUAUGUGAUAUAUUUGAUGAAGUAUAUGAAUCAAAUGUCGAUGAUCAUUCACUGUUUGAUAGUAAUAAUAACUGGACACUGAAUAGCAGAGAUUAUGAAUAUGAUAUGUUCAGUAAUCAUAAUCCAUCACAAAUGAUCACUGGAAAUACAGCCAAUUUCAGUUUAAUAGAACGACUAAGCACAAAACUGUUCGAUAAUGAAUGCGGUGAUCAACCAGCUACACAGAUUCUUCCAAAUGAGGCUAUUGAAGCUCACAAACGCAUACAUCAAACACCAUUUCCUGUUUUAGACGCUAAAUUAAUCGAUGAACUAACUGUUCAGUAUUCUCAAAAGAAAACUAAGAAUGUUGUUUAUCAUAAACCGGAACCACGUUUUGUACCACAAGGACUACAAUUAGAUCGACAAAUAUUCAAAGCAGAAAUGUUUCCUGAUAAAUAUCGUGUAAUUCAUGAAUUUGUUGAUGAUAUUUUUAAUCAACAUAUUACUGAAGCUUUAAAAAGACGAAAUACAAUUCGUCAAGAUUUAAAGUCUAGACCAAUGAGACGCUUAUUCGUUGAUGAAUUACGUUCAUAUAUAAUUCCGGAAGCACCAGUAUCACCAACUGUAGCUAUCAAUAACUUCCUUGGUAAUAUGACAAUCAAUAGAAGUACAUAUGAGAGACGAGCUGUUUUGACAUGGGAACAAUUUGAAUUGAUUGUUGACCUAUUAGAUGAAGCAUUAAGACAAGAGACACAAUCAAAAGACAGUGGAAUUACACCAAUUAUUAUGGAUAUAAGUACUAGACUUUGUACAGAAUUAGGCGAUGUUCGUUAUUAUGCUAAUAUGAGUCAUCAAAUUCAACGUCAUGAAAUCUGGCGUAAUAUGCCAUUUUGGGAGAGUCUUUUUAAUGAACAAGUUAACAAUCAAAUUCGUUUGUUAUAUAUUGAUUUUUGUGAAGAGGAACGCAAAUCUCAUAAAUACCAACAAGGUAAUCAAUAUCAACAUUCGCACACAAUGAAUAUAUCCAAUGGACAUUCAUGGUCAUCAUCGUCGUCGUCACCAUCUGACAGUAGGACAAAACAAUCUAUUAAUUCGCCUGAGAGAAAUGAUAAAUCAUCUGUGAUAAUUGUUGGACGAAAGAAUAGUAAUAAUAAUAAUAUUAAUAAUAACAAUCAGAAAUCGAAUAUUACAAUUCAACAACAAAGUUAUACAUCAAAUAUGUCAGCAUUAGAAAUCGCUGCGGAAGAAAUGCGAAUUGGUCAUAUGCGUCCAAAAGAAAUACAACAAAUAUUAGAAACACGUGAAGAAAGUACUAUCUAUUCUCAAAUUAUACAUUUUGUUAAUUUAAUCAUUAAUUUUCGUAUACCAGUUCAUAUUGGUGCAGCGGUGGCUGAUAUAUACGGUGAAGAUACUCAGAAUAAUGAUGAAUUAAAAAAUGAUAUUACUGGUAUAAAUGGUAUGGUAUCGAAAAUACCUGACAGAAUAAUAUCCGAUAAUGAUAAUUAUAACAAUAAUAAAACAAAUAAUAAUACUAAUGAUCAUAAUUAUCGAAAACAAUAUACUGGCAGUACUAAUUCAUUAAAUGAUAUACCAGUAACUAAUCAAAUUAAUCAUGCUCUCAAAAUUAUUUCACAAACUGAAGGAUUUAUUAAAAAUACUAGUCGAUAUACUUCAGACAAUUAUUCUAAUCAUCUAUCAAUUUCAGAUGGAUUUUAUAAUCGUUAUAGUGCUCAGAAUUCUGACAAAUUAAAUCAAGCCACAUUGUUAAAUCAUAUCACUGUUUUAGAAAAUUGGUUAUUAAAAUUUGUGAAAAUUGUUGGCGAAGAAAACAAUCUUGUACGUGAACGAAUUACUGAAGUCGAAGGGAAAAUAAAAGCCAUCAUAGAAAGUCAUUUAAUCAAUUUACAAGAUAUUUACCCUAAGGUACAAAAUAUUCCACAUAUGAAAAAGCCUGAGAUUGCCAAUCCAGUCCUUCUACCUGGUGAAAUCGCUAUUCCAAUUGGUGGUUAUGAUUGUUUAUCAUGUCAAUUAUUGCCAGAUGGACGUUAUGAACGUAAUGAUUAUCAACUAUUGGAUCCAUUCAAUAGUAAUAUUAUUAAUCCUAACAUCAAUAAUGGAGGUCAUGGUAACGACAGUAACGACAAUAUCAAUACUAAACAAGAUUCACUUGGAAACUUGGAUGCAAGUGAUUUAGAUGUAGAUCUUAUGCUUAGACCAUUAUUACCUGCUCAAGGAGCGUUAUUUAUUACCAAUUAUCGUAUAAUAUUCACAGGUGUACCAAAAGAUCCAUUUCAGUCUAAUAAAGUGAUCAAUCGAAGUUUCCCUAUAUCUGCAUUAAAUACUAUCAAAAAGCUUGGCUGUGUUCAAAUGAUUACUGCUUUUCAAUCAUCAUCAACCAAUCCUAGUUCAUUAACAACAAUAACAUCUGGUUUCCGUUCAGCAACAUUAUUUGUUGGUAAAAAAUCUAAAUCAAACACAGUGUUUGGUAAAAAUACUUCAUCAAGAUAUCUAUCGACAGCAUUACGUCCAACGUAUUCAGCUACUACAAAUCGUCAUGGUGUGGUUUAUCGUACUGAAAAUCUGGAUGUUCUAUUACUACGUGCAUUAACUUUUCAAAUGCUUAAAAUUGGAUUUGAUGUUGGUGAAAUACAACCGGAAACGAGAGAUGAAUUACGUAGUCUGCUAGAAGAAUUGCGUUAUCCUUCAAUGAUGUGCAUGGGAUUUAACUCAGCCCCAUUAGGUUUGCUCUUCUCGCGAUCUACGAAUGCAGUGGGUAAUCGUUCUACACUUACAGAUCUAAAUAAUGAUACUAGUAGUAAUACAAAAGACUAUGUUUUACCAAAUAUGGUUCGUAUGAGGCAUUUGAAAGGUAAAACCCAUAGAAGCAAUAUGUUAACAGAUGCAAAUUAUUCUUCAAUGACGAAUGGGGAUCGCAGGCGUAACCAGCAAUUUGUUAACUCAGACAAUAAAACUCUGAUACAUCAAUCGUCUUUGCGUUCUCCUAAGAACCCUCGUUAUAGUCAACUGAAUUGUAUGCUACCUCCUGCUUUUCAAAAUACUAUUUCUCCUGAAGAAGCAGCCGCUAAUUUAGCUGCUGUGUUAAAAGCUUUUCUAGUACCUCCGUGUGUAUCUGCAUCAUCGACAGCUUCAACAGCUGUUGACCCAAAUUUUAUAAGACUAUUAACACAAUCUGCAGGCUAUUUGGACAUGGCACGUUUCGGAAGUAAUUUGAAUCCGGGAAGCACUACUGGUGCUACAGUAUUGGCUGCAAAAACUUCAGCAACACUGACGGUACCGUCAAAUAAUCUUCCGGCUGGACUGGAUGAAAACGGCAGUGGUUCUUUGAAUCGUUCUUCUGUCGGAGCUGGAAGUAGUACUGGUAGUCGAGGAUAUUGUGGUGCUCGUCUUGUUGCGUUCAAUGUUCAUCAUACUUUAGUGAAAUCUUAUCCAAGUUUUUUCAUCAUACCACAGGGUAUCACUCAGAAUUGUUUAGCUAAAGUAGCUCGUUCACAUAGACGUGGUCGUUUUCCAGUGGUCACAUGGCAACAUCCUGAAACUAAAGCUUAUCUAUUACGUGGGAGUGAAAUACAAUCAAAUGUAAUUUUGAAUACUUUCAAAAAUAUUAAAUCUUCAUCUAAAACCAACACUGGAGAUUAUGACGAUAAUGCUGAUUCUACACUUUCUCACGCGACAGUUUCUAAAGAACAUAUACGUUAUAUUCGUGCACUAAUCGAUAUGUCUUUAUCAGCUAUUAAUAGUAGUCGACCAAGUAGUGUUAUUACUUCAGAAACUGGUUAUUCAGCGACAGAUGAUUUGUCAAAUUCAUCUCAGCUACCUACUGUCGCUUCCCCUAAAAUUCCAUCAACAGAUCAUUUAUCAAAAGAGUUCAAACCAGUUAUCAAUAAACCUAGUCCGGUUGUUUCACAUGUGACUAAUAAUAGAACAAAAUCUUUAGGAAGAAUUGGAAAAUUUGCUGCGCGUCGUAAUCGUUUAACACGUUCUGGUGUUUCACCUAUGGGUAGUGUAGCAUCUGGAUUAGAUGAAGAUUUACUUAGUAUGGAUAGUGCAUCACAAACUAAUCAGCAUCAUGCACGUCAGUCAUUACAUGAGUCAAAUUAUCCUGGUAUUGUUUCCAAUGCUGGUAGUAGUAGUGGUAUAUCCAAUUCACAAAAACCAAUAUGUUUAUACGUUUUAUGUGAAAAACAAAUGACAAAGAUGUCGAAAAUAUUUAAUUCAUCAUCUGUUCUUUUAUCACCAAUUGACUAUCCAACUACAGCAACAGUGACUAAAUCUUUUAAAGGAUUUUUUAAAGCUUGCCUUCCAAAUGAUUCGAAUCGAUCGAAAACAGCUACAAAACUUUUAUCUGCAGCAGCGUCUACAGCUAAUGGUGUUUCAUUUGAUCAUGCUAAUACUACUAUUAAUAUUGGUAAUAAUAGUCAUCAUCAUCGUGGAAUUAAUUCAACACUAGGCGGUCAUUUCAUACAUCAUCAAAAUGAACCUUAUUCUUUUCAUGAUAAUACUAGUAAUAGUAAUGUUAAUGCAGGUGAAACUAUAGAGACGGAAAAUAUUACAACAUCUAAUAUACCAGAAUCAAAUAAUUCUAAAUAUAUGAAUGUUUUCACUGAAGCACAUGAGAAUGGCUGGUUUUUCCAAUUGAAAUCAUUAUUGGAAUUAGCUGGAACAGUGGUAGAUUUGUUAGAUUUACAGGGUGCUAGUGUAGCAUUGUGUUUAGAAAAUGGCAGUGAUGUUGUUGCACAGACUGUAUCAUUAGUACAAAUAAUGCUUGAUCCAUAUUAUCGUACAAUUUAUGGUUUUUGGAGUUUAAUUGAUAAAGAAUGGUUAAUAUUUGGUCAUACAUUUAAUUCUAAUUCAAAUCAAACAAUAUUAAAUAAAACUAAUCAUUUUUCACCAAUAUUUUUACAAUUUUUAGAUGCUGUACAUCAAUUAUUAAAACAAUUUCCAUUAUCAUUUGAAUUUAAUGAUUAUUAUAUACAAUUUAUUGCAUAUCAUUAUAUAUCAAAUCGUUUUCAUAAUUUUAAAUAUGAUACAGAAUUUGAAAGAUUUACUAUAUGGUUUCCUAAAUUAAUUGAUAGUUUAUUAAAUAAUUAUAAAUAUGGUACAAGUAUUAUAUCAAAUAUAGAUGAACAUUUAUUAGAAUUAUAUAAUUCACAUUCUAUAUGGCCAUUUAUACAACAACAACAUUAUGAAUGGCCUAUAUUUUUUAAUUUUCGUUAUUCACCUACACUUAGUGAAAAGGUUCUUAGACCAGCAACAUAUUUAGCUUCAUUUGAUUUAUGGAAAUUUUAUUUAACUGAAGAUUUGGCUUGUGGUUCAAUCUAUGAUUUAGAUCAUUUCUCACCUAGUUAUCGUAAAAAUACUAAUCGUCCAUAUGAACCGGUUUUACGACAGGGAUUUAACAACAGUCAUAUUGAGCAAACAUAUGCUGUUUUAGGAUUACGUGAAGGAGAAGAAGCUAUUGGUUGGCAAGAAGCAUGGGAACAAGCACAGUCUGAACUGCUUAACUUAUAUUCAUCACAUCCACAUAAACAUAUGACAAAACAUGAUAAAUCAACUGUAAAUAUUCAGUCAACUUCGAAUAUUCCACAAUCUGUUGUAGAUACUUCUUCUUCUGCCUCUACUACUACUAAUACUAUAAGUAGUAGUAAUACUGAUAGCAAAAUAAACACUCAUGUUAAAAUAGUUCAUCAUUCCAAUCAAUUACCAUCACGUUGUACACAAUAUAGAGAAAGCAGUGAACCAAUUGAAAGUUUAUCACAUCAUAAAUUAGUCACAUCUGAUUAUUCAGUGUCUAGACGACGUGCAGUAUCUAGUGGUUUAUUAGAUACUAAUCAAACGAAUAGUGUAUUGGUGUCAUCAUUAACCACUACAUCUUCAUCAACAACUUAUCCACUAACUAAUGAAUUAACUCAAACAUUAACACCACAAGGAGAAAGUAGUGCUAGUAUUGAUUUGGAUAGUACAUUUACAAAUUGCCCCGAAGUGAUUACUACCAGUUCAAUCCCAGUAUCUGAACAACAUUCAAAUGGAACAACUCAAUCACAUGUCAUUAUUAUAAAAGAUUCUACCAUGAAUGAUAAUGUUGAAAGUCAACUGAGUACUGACAUGAAUCCACCAUCUACAAAUAAUACAACUAUAACAGUACGAACGAUAAAAGAUUGUAAUCAUUCAAAAUCUAGAGAAAUAUUAAAAUCCAAUGAUGAUCGAACAAUAAAUGGAAUUGAAACAAAACAUCCACGUACCACUAACAGUACUACUGAUAAUAAUCUCAAUGCUUUAAAAACAAAUUAUAAUGGUAAUAAUAUACCGAAAUCUGAGCAAACUUCAGAAGAUGAAGCAUUUCAUGAAGAUAAUGAUUAUAUUUAUGGUGAUCGAUAUGAUUCAGUUGGUGAAUCCUCACUAGAUGAUUAUCAUUUUACACGUCAUGCUAUACUAGAAUAUCACCGAACAACUACUUUGAAGCGUUUAACUCGUCGUACUGCAUGUAGAAUCGGUAUCGGUGGUAAUAUUGGUGUUGAGAGUAAUGUAGGAUUAUCAUCAAAUGGUCAAAAUUACCAUCAAUUGGUGCCUGAUUACUCAUCAUUGGAUACUGAUUUAAGUACUGGAUAUCGAGAUCUGGCGAUUGAAUAUGAAUCAGAUAGUGUAAAUAGCCUUACUGGUACUGGGGGUGGUCUAGGCAGUACCAUGUUACAUGAUACAAUUAGAAUUGAUGGAUUCGAUAUCAACGCCCCUGUACAAGAUGAACUUCAACAUCAUCUGCAUAAAUUUACUUCAUCUCAAAUAACUAACAAUACAAAUGUACAAUGUGAAUUAUGCCAAACCAUAUGUCAAUCAUCAGAUAAUAUUGUUAAAUGUAUUAAAUGUAAUCUAUUAUGUCAUACAAAAUGUUCAUCAUCUAUAAAUUCAAAAUGUUUUCAUUCAUCUAUAACAAAUACUUUAAAUCAAAUAAAUAAAACAGGGAAUUUACUAAAACGACAUGGUUCUGCAUAUUUUCCAAAUGAAAUAGACAAUGAAAAAUUAAAACAAUCUAAUGAUAUAGAAAAAUCUUCUUUAACGUUUGGUGUAACUGGUGUUGGUGGUAAUUUAUUUAAUUCAACUUUACCAUGGCGUACUGAACGAGAUCAUACAUUCAGAUCAUCUUUAGUUUUAAUACAUGACAAACGUGGGAAACGUAAACUAAGUGAAAGUUCUUCAUCUUUGGCACAUACUAACACAUCUGAUUGUCAAUCACAAAGUGGUCAUAGUCUACCCGGUGGUGGUACUACUACUACUACUACUGUUGAACAUCAUCUACCGGAACAUUUAGCUUCAGCAUCAUAUUAUGGUUAUUUAUAUAAAUUAGGUCAUCGUAAAUUUUUACAACAAUGGAAACAACGUUUAUUCGCUUUAGAUACAAAUCGGCAUCAAUUGAAGUAUUAUGAAAGUUAUGCUAAUGCUUCACCUCGUGGUUGUAUUGAUUUACAAGAUGUUAGAACAGUGAGAAUUAUUAAAAAUUUUGCAAUUCAACGAAAAUCACCUGCAUUUGUUGUAUUUGAACUUGAGACCAAUAAUCGAACAUAUAAACUCGGUGCUAUCAAUCAAGAAAGUGCUAUGCAAUGGAUUGAACGUAUACAAAAAACUAUUCAAUAA